AUAUAUGUCGUUUUAAACAAACGUGAAUAAUUAAUUCAAACCAAGAAACAUAAAAACAUGUUCUUAGCGUAUAUACCAAUAUCAUUGGUUAGUUUGAGACACGUGAUAAAGAAAAACUCUGCUUAUUGGUUAUAUUUUGGGUGUCAAUAGUUAUUGUUUCUAUCUCAUAUAUGAUUUUUCACACAACAACAGUAAUCAUUUUUGUUCAACUGUUCAUUGGAGGUGUUACACACAGACAGUAUGGCUUUCAAAGUUUUAACUUUAAUUUUAUUGCUUUUUGCUAUCAAAUACGUUUUCACUGAAAGUAAUCUUUACUUUAUACACAACGUUAACGACAUCAAAAAAGGAAAAGUUACAAAUCAUUAUAAAGAAUUCACAAGAACUACUUGCUUGGUAAGAUGUGGUAAUGAUCAAGCUUGUGACACGGCAUAUUUCAAACCAGAGCAGGAUAAUAAUUCAUUUGGAGAGUGUUGGUUUAUUAAAGAAGGAGGUGACGAUGACUUAAAGUUACCAAAAAUAUCAGAUGGGGAAAAAGUGGAGUGGUUUGAGAAUGUAUCCUCUUGUGGGACUAAGAAGAAAAACACGUGCUCUGAGGCCGACGGUUGGAAAUUACAAGCCACUAAUGUUUGUUUUGGUGCAAAGGAUGAUAGCUAUGGUAAGUUUACAUUGAAGCAUACUGGCACCAUAACAAAGUUGAAACUUAAACAUACGGGUGAAGUAGCUACAUUGAGUUGCUGGCUUGACCGUGGCUCUCGAUGGGGAUGCCAUUACACUGAAAAACAGAUGAUCCAUACCGUACUCACUGACAAAAACAACACAAUCAUAAUUCCGAAUUCAAACCCGCUUUUUUUUUACCUUCUUCCUGGAUAUCAUCGCAACUCACCAUAUCUUCAAUUUGAUAAUCUGAACAUACCUGCAAGAAGUGGAGAUGAAUUAAGGAUCUGGUACCUUGAAGAUUUAAGAAAUGUAUCUGAUUCAAAUAACGGAGGAAGAUCAUGUACAGACGUGUAUGCUAUGUUUUACGAAUAACUUUGCAACAAAAUUUCAUUCACAUGCAGCUUUUUCCGUUUAAAGUAACUUGGUUAGGAUAAAUUUAUUCCCGUCUCUAAAUCUAAAUCUUGAGUGUAGAUUUUGAGUGUUGUAAAUUUGGAAAUUUAUCUACGUUUUAUGAAGCAUAACGUACAAACAUAAAAAACAGAACAUACGCUAAAAACGAGGUUGCGUCCAUAGUAAAAAUGAGUCAGAAUUCCCAAGUUCUGUUCUUACUAAUAAAAACAAAAUAAAAAAAAGUCUCGAAAAACAAGAACAGGCAGCCUUACGGCGGAUUUUGUAGUUUCAUAAGGAUUAUUUUGUUGUUUCAUAAGAAUUAUUUUGUAGUUUCAUAAGAAUUUUAAAUAUAUACCCUACAUGUGACAUAAAUUUUUUUUACCUUUACUUUCUCCUUGCGAGUUAACAUACACCUACAUAUAAUUCACAUAUUUCUAUUAUAUAUCAAAAAUACCAGUUUGAGAGCAAUGAUUUCAAAUCUCUUUCUCUCAAUCAAGUAAAUAGAACGUGAGAUUAUGUAUUGCAUUUUCUCGAAUAAACAUCUCCCUCCAUCAGAC
This is a messenger RNA of Hydractinia symbiolongicarpus, 1604 nucleotides long. RefSeq lists its product as uncharacterized. The record is from RefSeq and is a predicted model, not a curated record. The transcript has 3 exons. NCBI's taxonomy places the organism in Eukaryota, Metazoa, Cnidaria, Hydrozoa, Anthoathecata, Hydractiniidae. Bases 241 to 1029 code for a protein of 262 amino acids.